This is a messenger RNA of Peronospora matthiolae, 378 nucleotides long. The record is from the annotation of a GenBank genome assembly. NCBI's taxonomy places the organism in Eukaryota, Oomycota, Peronosporomycetes, Peronosporales, Peronosporaceae.
AUGAGGCCAUCAUGCUUGCCAGAGCCAGACAACCUGGCCCUUAAAGUGUCCGCCUCAGAUAAUCCGGAGUCGUGUGGUGUCGCCUUUGAGUCGGAUGCACCAUCCGACUCGCCAGAGAUGAUGAGAUCUAUCUUAGACUCAUCUGCAUGGCAGUUCGCCCCACCCGCUGCAGUCGCAGCGGAUGUACCCGUCGCACGUGCUGACUCACCACGUGGAUUGUUAAGAGCAACAGGCGACGAAUUACCUGCUGCUGAGGCGGGAGAUGAACUGUCUUUGGCUGCGCGCGUGCGGGCAGCCUCUUUUCUCGCUGCUGCAGUAGCAGAUGAGUGGAGUUUGACCAACAAGUGCUCCCUUUCCGAGAGAAUGAUCCAACGGUGA